AAUAACUUAAACUACCUCAUACAAGCAGAGAGGGACAAAGAAACUACCUUUGUAGAAUACUUUCAUCGCUUCGUUGUUUUAAAGCAAAAACCAGAUUCUCUCUUCUCUUAUGAGAACAAGGAAACAAUGGCGCUAACUCCCUCUCCUUCUUCUUCUUAUCCAAAUCUUCUACAAUUCUCUGUUAAAUCUCCAUCUCCGUCCGUACAUUAUAUUCUCUUCGGCUCUCCAUGGUCAAACGCUUCUCCGUUUCUGCUUCAAAAGAGCGGAGUUCCUCUGCUUCCGGUCGUAGUGAAACCGUCUUACAGGAAGAUCAAGUGCUUCGCUAGAUCCUCAACGGAGGAGGACUGCUUGAACGAGCCGGAAACAUUGACCGCUGAGAAUGUUGGUGAAGAUGAUGAUGGUUUAGGGAGGGAAGAUCCGAAGUUGCAGCAAAGCCAGAGUUCUGUGGUUGCGACGCAGAGGAUCACUUCCUCUUCCAGUGAUUCUCUCUUGCUUGGAAUUCGUGAGCCUAUCUAUGAGGUGGUAGAGGUGAAGUCAAAUGGAGUAGUAUCUACAAGGAAGAUAAACAGACGUCAAUUAUUGAAAUCAAGUGGUCUUCGUCCUAGAGAUAUCCGGAGUGUUGAUCCAUCAUUGUUUUUGACUAACUCAGCGCCAUCUCUUCUGGUACGUGAGCAUGCCAUUCUACUUAAUCUGGGAUCAUUGCGAGCAAUAGCAAUGAAAGACUGUGUUCUUAUAUUCGACUAUAAUCGUAAAGGAGGAAAGGCUUUUAUGGACACAUUGUUGCCUCGGCUGAAUAACAUGAAUGGAGGGCAUUGUAUGCCAUUCGAGCUUGAGGUUGUUGAAGCAGCAUUGCUUUCACGAACACAGCGGUUGGAGCAGAGACUUAUGGAUUUAGAACCUCGUGUUCAAGCUCUGCUUGAGGUGUUGCCUAACAAAUUAACCGGUGACAUAUUAGAGCAACUUCGUAUUAGCAAGCAGACGCUGGUUGAAUUGGGUUCAAGAGCAGGGGCUCUUAGACAAAUGCUGCUUGAUCUUUUGGAGGAUCCCCAUGAAAUACGUCGUAUAUGUAUUAUGGGAAGAAACUGUACUCUUAAAAAGGGAAAUGAUGAAGUUGAAUGUUCUGUACCCUUAGAAAAGCUGAUUGCUGAAGAAGAGGAGGAAGAAAUUGAGAUGCUUUUGGAAAAUUAUCUUCAAAGAUGUGAAUCUUGCCAUGGUCAGGCAGAAAGGCUUCUUGACUCUGCAAAGGAAAUGGAAGAUUCAAUUGCUGUCAAUUUAAGCUCUCGGAGGCUUGAGGUAAGCAGAGUGGAACUACUUCUUCAGGUUGGGACAUUUUGUGUGGCAGUUGGUGCUCUAGUUGCAGGUAUAUUUGGCAUGAACUUGAAGUCCUAUCUGGAAGAACAUGUGUUUGCUUUCUGGCUAACCACAGCAGGGAUUAUUGUUGGUGCUGUUGUGGCAUUUUUUCUCAUGUACUCGUACCUCAGGACUAGAAAAAUUCUGUAAUUUAGGAGUUCAGGUGAAACUGACGGCAAACAAUUCUCGUCACCAAACCUGUAAUGGUAUUUCCAAAGUGCAUCACAUCAUGUGCUUUGAUUUGUUAUAAUUAUAGUGAUAGAUUGUUUUAUGUUAAGACUGCAGCAUUUUGAGCUCUUUGAAACCGUGGAGUGGUUGUUCCUUUAGUCCCCUUUCAACUUGCAAUGCUUUUUUCAGCAUGCAAAACAGGGGACAGGAGCAACGUUCCAUGUAUCCUCCCGAUGGAAAUGCCUUGGAAAUCAUAGAAGUAAUUUUUUUUUUUGGAAAUAAAUACAUAGGCUUAUAUUUGUUUCUUUGAUUAA
Molecule: messenger RNA, 1832 nt
Organism: Theobroma umbraticum
Lineage: Eukaryota; Viridiplantae; Streptophyta; Magnoliopsida; Malvales; Malvaceae
Gene: MGT10
Product: magnesium (Mg) transporter 10
Biological process (GO): magnesium ion transport
Cellular component (GO): chloroplast envelope
Molecular function (GO): magnesium ion transmembrane transporter activity
Source: RefSeq, a predicted model, not a curated record